CGGGACCGCCACGUUGCCCUAGGGUGGAGCUAUGGUGGAGGGCGAGGAGGAGGAUGUAGAUCCGGAGGCGACGACGCUCUUGGUGGUGCGCGAGGUGUCCGUGUACAAGAUCCCGCCGCGGACCACCAGCGCCGGCUACAAGUGCGGCGAGUGGCUCCAAUCGGACAAGAUCUGGUCGGGCAGGCUGCGCCUCGUGUCCACUGGGGGCAAAUGCGAGGUGCGCCUCGAGGAUUCCAACACCGGGGAGCUCUUCGCCGCAUGCCCCGUGGAGGCCGGUAAGAGAGACGCGACGGUGGAGAGCGUGCUGGACUCGUCGCGCUACUUUGUGCUGAAAGUGGACGACGGCAGGGGCAGGCACGCGUUUCUGGGCCUGGGCUUCAGCGAGAGGAGCGACGCCUUUGACUUCAAUGUUGCUCUCUCCGACUUCGACAAGCAUGCUGCAAGGCGAGGAGGAGGAGAGCAGCAUUCCCAGCAUUCCCCCUCCGAUACCAGCCUCGACCUCCGUCUCAAGGAGGGAGAAACGAUCAAGAUCAAUGUCAAGACGCGCACAGCUCAAAGCGGCGGCAUCAAGAAUGCAACGUCCUCCUCCAUGGCCAGCACGGGGCGGAUGGCGGCGCCUCUGGCACCCCCACCGGGGGGCGGGCGCAUUCGCUCGCCUCUUCCACCACCACCAUCUCCUGCAAACGACACAAAAAUAAAGCUCCAUCAAUCUCCUGCAUUGCCCCCGGAUCCGCUUGCAGAUCUGUCCCAGCUCCAAGCCGGAUUGCCUUCCUUGGCUAGCAAUAACAACAAGAGCAGCAGCGGCGGCACCAGCAGCAAGGGCGCGGGUUGGGCAGCAUUCUGAGUGAGCACUUCAGUCCACGACGGUGGCCUUGAGAAUCUUGACGUCGUGAACAGGCCUGUAAGCACGAGCAUGAGAAAACGCAAGACUUGACAAGCUCAAGGCAAACCUGUCGCUCUUGUCAGUGUGCACGUUUCCCAGUCGCUUGAUAACAUCCAUCCCUUUGCAUA
Selaginella moellendorffii is the source of this 1011-nucleotide messenger RNA. RefSeq lists its product as uncharacterized. The record is from RefSeq and is a predicted model, not a curated record. Gene Ontology annotation, cellular component: membrane; clathrin vesicle coat. The coding region runs from base 32 to 844 and encodes 270 amino acids. Gene Ontology annotation, biological process: endocytosis. NCBI's taxonomy places the organism in Eukaryota, Viridiplantae, Streptophyta, Lycopodiopsida, Selaginellales, Selaginellaceae. The transcript is spliced from 3 exons.